AUGAGCUCCUCCAGCUUCAGCAGCCGCUCAGUGGGCUCGUACCCCCGCGCCGGAGCACAAAUCCCCCGGCAGGGUAACUCGUAUUUCGGCUGGACCCAGACCUGCAGGUUUGUACGGAUCCAGGAGAAAGAAGAGAUCAAAACUCUCAACAAUCGCUUUGCCUCCUUCAUCGACAAGUUUGACUUGAUCUCAUCGCAAGCUGACCAGUGCAACACUGAGCUGAACGACAAUAAAGGUGCAAUAGCUGAUUUGAAAAGACAGAUAACGCGACUGCAAAAAGAGAUAAUCUCAGCUAAAUCACAGCGUGAGAGUGUGGAGGAGCAAAUCAAAGAGGCGGGGCGUUGGGGUGAGGAGGCGGUGCUUGAUGCAAAAGAACAAAUCAAAUCGCUGGAGGACGCAUUGCAGAAAGCCAAACACAAAAUGACCAGACACAUUCGAGACUACCAGGAACUGAUGAAUGUCAAACUGGCUCUGGAUAUUGAGAUCGCCACCUACAAGAAACUGCUGGAAGGAGAAGAGGACAGGUGA
Messenger RNA from Sinocyclocheilus anshuiensis, 528 nucleotides. Its product is annotated as intermediate filament protein ON3-like. The transcript has 4 exons. Bases 1 to 528 code for a protein of 175 amino acids. Gene Ontology annotation, biological process: intermediate filament organization; keratinization. Gene Ontology annotation, molecular function: structural constituent of skin epidermis. Gene Ontology annotation, cellular component: keratin filament. The record is from RefSeq and is a predicted model, not a curated record. Lineage: Eukaryota; Metazoa; Chordata; Actinopteri; Cypriniformes; Cyprinidae.